ACUUGGCCGACUGGACUCUUCAACCAAACCGCAGUUUGCGGUGAAAUCAUGUUCAGGAUGGCUGGGACCAAAAGAGCAAGUGAAUCUGUGGAUUCGAAGUCGUCCAAAAAGUUGAAGCCUAUUAAAGAUUUCCCAAACAAGGCCAAAUCUGCAGACGAUUCUGAAGACCUCGCAGCGUUCGACGAAGAGCCUCAGCAAGAUGGAUCGAACAAGAAUAAGCACAUCAAGAGACACGACUCGGACGCCCGUGAGGGACGAACAGACACAAGGAACCAAGAAACCUUCUUGAAUGGAACUUCGUCGCGGGAAGCCCAUGCCAAACAAAAGGCCCUCGCCCAAGACCGCAAAGCGGCCAAACCGAACGCCGACUCUAUUGCUCGCAGUAAAAAGAUUUGGGAAAGACUUCGCCGCAAAUCUCAUGUUCCUAAGACAGAGCGGGAGCAACUAGUCAAGGAGCUCUUCGAUAUCAUAUCUGGUCGAGUCAAGGAUUUCGUUUUCAAACACGACGCCGUGCGGGUUAUACAAUGCGCACUAAAAUACGCAACGCCCGCACAGCGCAGGCAAAUUACGCAAGAGCUGAAAGGACACUACCGCGAACUUGCGGAGAGCAAGUACGCAAAGUUUCUCAUUGCCAAAAUGGUUGUGGGCGACGAGGAGAGUCGCGAUGCUGUCGUAACCGAAUUUUACGGGCACGUCAAGAGGCUUGUUCGACAUCCCGAAGCGAGUUGGAUUCUCGACGACAUCUACCGGACGAUUGCAACGAAAUCCCAAAGGUCAAUUCUCUUGAGGGAAUGGUACGGGGCAGAAUUCGUCGUCUUCUCAAAGAACAAUACCACCCAACAAGAUGGGGAAGAAGUCACUGCCGAUUUGAGUGAAAUCUUGAAAGUACACCCGGAGAAACGAGGACCAAUUAUGCAACACCUCAAGGAGAUGACGAAUCAGCUUGUGCAGAAGAAGACGACAGGCUUUACAAUACUACAUGAUGCAUUGCUGCAAUAUUUCCUAAACGUCAAACCCGGAAGCCCUGAACAGACGGAAUUCCUUGAGAUGUUGCGAGACGAUGAAGAGGGCGAUUGCUACAAGAACCUUGCGUUCACACGAUCUGGGUCGAGGCUCGUCUGCUUAGCGCUUGCGUAUGGUAACUCGAAAGAUCGAAGGACAAUACUCAAGUUCUUCAAGACGCAUAUGAAGCUGCUUGCAGGUGAUGUUUACGGACAUACAAUCCUGCUCACUGCAUAUGAGGUCAUCGACGAUACGGUGAUGACGGCCAAAGCGAUCUUCCUGGAGAUACUGGUUAAGGAUCUCGAUCGUGACGCACGAGAACAGGAGCUCAUGUCCCAAAUCGAGCACCUCAAUGCGCGGAUACCACUUCUGUACUUGAUGUCGCCGGAACCGCCGAAAUGGUUAAUCCCAAAAGGUACAGACACCGAGAGCAUUAUCACUGAAGUCAGGGAGCUCCGAACUGGCACUUCGAAGAAAGAUCCCGAGACAAGACGAGUGGAAUUGCUCAAAGCUAUAUCUCAGCCUUUACUGGAUUUGAUAGCCUCGCGGGGCGCAUUCCUCGCCCAAUCAAUGCUGGGAUGCCAAUUUGUCACGGAGGUGUUGUUCGGAGCAGUUGGUGACAAACAAGCCGCUCUCGACGCUGUCGCUGAUUUUGCGGCUGGUGAUGAGGCAUCAGAAGAGAACAAAGAGAUCAUCACGAUGCCAGCAGUUGGACGUAUGUUGAAGUCGCUGGUUCAAGGUGGACGGUUCGAUAAAGCCUCGAACAAGGUGGUCCCAGUUGACCCGCCCCUAAAAUUUGGCGACUUGUUGUUCAGCAAGAUCAAUGCCAGCUCGGGAGCUGAAGCAUUGAUUAAUUGGGCCAACGGGCCGAAUUCAUUUGUUGUACUGGCGAUGCUGGAAGCCGAGGACUUCAGUCACAAAGACGAACUACUUGGUGUGUUGAAGAUGCAUGCUUCUUCGUUGGAUAAGGAGAACCAGGGUGCAAAGAUCAUUUCCGAAAAGCUCGGAGUUGGAAACAAAGGGGACAAUAGUACCAAAGACUCCAACAGCAAGGGCAAGACGAAGAAAGACAGGAAGUCGAGGUAGUAGCUGGCUUCUAGCUCACGACAGUCUCAUAAUACGUGGGAUACGAUGGUGUAGUUUACGAACAGAUGGUUCUUCAAGAAUGGCUA
Molecule: messenger RNA, 2174 nt
Organism: Exophiala oligosperma
Lineage: Eukaryota; Fungi; Ascomycota; Eurotiomycetes; Chaetothyriales; Herpotrichiellaceae
Exons: 2
Coding region: 49-2088 (679 amino acids)
Biological process (GO): regulation of translation
Cellular component (GO): nucleolus
Molecular function (GO): mRNA binding
Source: RefSeq, a predicted model, not a curated record